This is a messenger RNA of Drosophila pseudoobscura, 3040 nucleotides long. It is a transcript of the gene btz, whose product is annotated as CASC3 exon junction complex subunit. The record is from RefSeq and is a predicted model, not a curated record. Gene Ontology annotation, biological process: mRNA processing. The transcript has a single exon. Gene Ontology annotation, cellular component: exon-exon junction complex. Gene Ontology annotation, molecular function: mRNA binding. The coding region runs from base 252 to 2744 and encodes 830 amino acids. Lineage: Eukaryota; Metazoa; Arthropoda; Insecta; Diptera; Drosophilidae.
CUACUUAAGAGUUUUCCCAACCCUAGGCAGCCAAGGAGAAAGGUAACCCUAGACACUUUCUAUUUUCUGAUUGCGUUGUUUUCGCGAAAACUUUUCCCCGAAAUUUAUCGUUAAACAAAAUCAAAGGAUCGCACUGAGACAGAUUCAGGGACUCUCCCGUGAGCUGUGAGUAUCUGAGUGCAAGCCGUGUUGACUAGAACGGAGGAGAAAGGAAUCAGAAAAAGUAUAAAAAAUCGAAGAGUUUGUUCGCGAUGGCCGAAGUAGAGAAAAUGACUGCGGCUCCGCCGACCGAUAUACCCGUCUCCUCGCCAAAUGCCAGUGAAGCGGGGGGUGGUAGCAGCAGCACUGCCGAACUGGGGACAUCCCCCAACCAAGAGCCGUCGAGCAACUCCCAUCCCCACGACUCCGAGUACGACACUGCCAGCGAUCUGGAGGGCGGCGAGGACUACGAUGACGACGACGAUGAGAGCGGCAGCGAGGAGGAUUCGGAGACGGAUGAGGACGAUGUGGGCAGCGAGACCACCGAGGAUGAUAGGCACAGCGGCACGGUCAGCGGCAACGACAAUUGCCAGGACAGAUCUGUGGCCGACAGCGAGGCGCAGAAGAAAGUCGACGAAGAUCGCAGCAAUCCGCAGUACAUACCGAAACGCGGCACCUUCUAUGAGCACGAUGACCGCACGGCCGAAACCGAGGGCUGCCUGGUCCCCGAGACGGAGAACAGCUCUCAGGUAGCACCAGAGUCAAACGGUGACGUCAACGGGGUCUCUGCCUCGGGCACCACACCCAGUGGACAGCCACCAGCCAUAUCGCAGGCUUCCAAGACCAUGAAGCAGUGGCAGCCGGCCUCUGGUGGCGACCGCUGGUCCCAUGAUAGGUUCGAAGCCAGCGAACAGGCCCCCAAGUCGCGCUCGGAGCUCAUGCAGUCCUAUGGCUAUGACAUACGGAAUGAGGAUUGUGCACCACGUGCCCGACGUCGCAGAAGGUACACGCGUGGCCCCAGCAAGUACUCUCGCAACUGGGAGGACGAGCAGGCGUAUCUGAAGGCCAGCAACAAAGAACGCAAGCCACCCCGACCUCAGGACUUCCCGGCACUAAAUGAGCGAAAGCCGCGUGGCCCACGCACUUCCUCCUUCCGGGAGGAGAAGGAAAAUCGCCGCUCAGAACGCGGUGCCGACAAACCACAAGGAGGCGGAGGUGGAAGUGCAGGCGGUGCGAGCGGCUCGAAUCCCGCCCCACGAGCUCAGGAAGUAGAGCGCGAGCGUGAACGUGGAGAUCGGGAUAGGGAGCGUGAGCCAAAGAACCGCAACUAUGGGCGCGUGAAUGGCGGUCCGGGUCGACAGAAUCCCAUGGAGUUCAAGCCAAAGUCAAAUCGUGGUCCCCCGCCCGACCGUCGUGAGCGUAAUGAGCGGGGAGAACGUGAGCGCGAGCGCGACCGUGAGCAGGAGCAUGUGGAUCAGCGCAACGAGCGUGCUCAUCAGAAGCCAUCUACUCCCAGAUCAAACGGACAGGGCAGGCAGUCGACGGAUGGCCCAAUUCUUCAGCAGAGCCAGCAACAGCCGCCGCAGCAGCAGCAGCCGAGACAGUCCCCACAGCAGGUGCAGCCGCCUCCACUGGCGGCGCCCCAGACUCAGCUUUCGACCACUAAUCUGUCGCAGCGACUGCAGCAGGUGCAGCAGCGCAACGACCCCAGUCAUGUAGGAAGCGUUCAGAUGCAUUCUCUGGCCAACCAGAACCAACAGCAGCAGCAGCUGCAGCUAACGCAGCAGCCACAGCCGGCAGUCCCAGAGCCAAGGACUGCACCCAAACGAUACUCCAGUCUCCGUCGCUCCCAGCAGGAGGCAUCCCAGCACUUGGCAGAGCAGCAGCAGCAACAACAACUGCAGCAGCAGCUGCAUCUUCAACAGCAGCAGCAACAGCAACAACAACAGCAGCCCUCACAGAUUAUGAUACAGGAUCCCCAUGUCCUGAUGCAGUUUGCCUAUCAGCAGCAAGAGAUUCAAGCCCAACUCCAGACACUGCAACUGGGACCGGCAGCAGCGACCGUGCCAGCGCCACCAAAGCAACAUGCCCCGCCAGCGGCAGCCUAUCCCCAGGCACAGGCGGCACCCUAUUACGUGACUGGAACGGAUCCGGUACCGGUGCCGGUGCCUGUUCAGGUCCCAGUUUCGGUGACUGUACCCCCAGCUUCCCCCUAUGUUAAUCCGGCGAGUGCCGCCUACUUGCCCACCACACCGGCAGCUGUGGCCUUUGCCCAGGCCCAGACGUCCGUGGUGACGCAGCCACAGCCACAGCCGCCGGCCCAGGCGCAGCCGCCAGCUGCGGUGGCUGGCCAGGCGCCACCGUCCAUGAACUUCCAUCAGAACUACAAUACGGUCGGGGGCACAACAUACUUUGUGCCGCCUGUCCAGACCACCAGCCGACCUGCUGCCUUGCCCCAGCGUCGACCCACCAAUGCGAUUCCCAUUCUACCGCCAUCCGAGAAGCAUAAGGCGCGACCCGGAGGAUUAGCAGGGUCAAAUGCCAACCAGACGACCAAUGCCAAGGAGGAGGGCGGCCACACAGACAACAUUGACCACAUCAUUGACAACAUGUUUGUGCAGCGGCCUGCAUUCCAGCCGCCGGCCACUGGAGAGGCUGCGGCUGCGGGUGCCAAGGAGGAUGUGGCCAAUAGCAAUCCCAUCCUUCCGGCACUGGCGGCAGCCGAACAGAACCUCCAGCCUGUGCCGGCUGUUGGGCAGGAAUGAGUGUACGCCAAUCUUCAACAUCAGCAGCAACAGCAGCAGCAAAGGCGCGGGCGCCACGCCCCUGGGCACUCAGUUCCUUUGCCCGCCUACGCACUGCUGCCGCCGCCGCACAUUGGCUACUACCGCCAGCAGCACUAAUUCGGAUAGAACACCCCCUCAGACGGAACUCAGCUCAUCAGCGUUUGGCUGCUGCCUAUUGCCCCCAAUAGAUAUUUUUUUGAUUUUUUUAUUGCACUUUUGGCUUUAAGUCUGUGACUUGAAUUUAAUUUUUUGUAGAAACAAACGUAAGAAAAGUG